Molecule: messenger RNA, 902 nt
Organism: Darwinula stevensoni
Lineage: Eukaryota; Metazoa; Arthropoda; Ostracoda; Podocopida; Darwinulidae
Source: the annotation of a GenBank genome assembly
GCGGUGUUGUUGGCGGUGUCAUGCUGGGCCUGGGGCGGGCGCUGGGCGAAACGAUGGCCGUUACCUUCGUUAUCGGCAAUAUGAGUCAAUUGAAUUCGCUGAGUUUGUUCGAAGCGGCCAAUAGCAUCACUUCGGUAAUGGCCAAUGAGUUUGCAGAGUCAGGCGACAUGCCUGACAGCCACCACAAAGCGGCACUUUUGUAUUUGGGCUUGGUGUUGUUUCUCAUUACCUUUGUGGUGCUGAGCUUAUCGAAAGUUUUACUGGCCCAGUUGCAAAAAUCGGAAGAAAUCAUGAGUAGUGCGGCUGAUAAAAAGUUUGCACGCCGUAAACUGGUCAAUAAGGUGGCUUUGAGCCUGUCGCUAUUGGCGAUGGCCUUCGGUGUUUUCUGGCUCUUGUGGAUAUUGUUUGAGACCUUUAAGCUUGGCGUAGGUGGUUUGGCUUUAAGCACCUUCACUAUGGACACCCCCGCGCCCAUGGAGCUUGGGGGGCUGCGUAAUGCGUUAGUGGGCUCUUUGAUUAUGGUGGGUAUGGCCACGUUUGUGGGAGCCCCUAUAGGGGUAAUGGCUGGUAUUUAUUUGGCUGAAUACAAUCGCAAAGGUCCCUUGGCGGUAUCGGUGCGUUUUAUUAACGAUAUUUUAUUGUCAGCGCCUAGUAUCGUUAUUGGCCUAUUCGUUUAUGUCACUUUGGUGGCGCAGUUUAAAACCUAUUCGGCUUGGGCUGGUGCGGUUGCGCUUGCGCUUUUGGUGAUUCCCGUGGUCAUUCGUACUACAGAAAAUAUGCUAUUGCUGGUGCCCGAUAGUUUGCGGGAAGCGGCUUUCGCGCUCGGCACUCCCAGGUGGAAGGUGAUUAGCAAGAUUUGUUUGCGUGCGGCGCGUGCUGGGGUUAUGACUGGAGUCUUGCUG